CGUGGCUUGUCACAGGUAUCCGUCCAGUAACAUGUGUAAUAUUAUUUGCAGAAUGAUUCCAAGACGCAAACACAACGCAUCCUCGGGCUCUCUGCCGCCUCCCGACGACAAGAACGCCAGCAAUGACUACAUCCUGUCGGAGGGAACGUCGUGCGAGCGGCUAUGCGCUGCGCUGCGGCGUCGGUUGAACCGCAAGACGCUGCACAAGCGCGUCCCGGUGACGGCGUGGCUGCCGCAGUACAACGCGGAGAAGGCGAUCGGCGACCUGAUCGCCGGCAUCACGGUGGGCCUCACGGUCAUCCCGCAGUCGCUAGCGUACUCCAACAUCGCGGGCCUGCCGCCGCAGCACGGCCUGUACGGCUCGUUCUUGGGCUGCUUCGUGUACAUCGUGCUGGGCGGGUGUCGCGCCGUGCCCGCCGGCCCCACCGCCAUCGCCUCGCUCUUGACUUGGCAGGUCGCCGGCGGUGUGGUCGAGAAGGCCAUUCUGCUGACGCUCCUGGCGGGAAUAGUCGAGCUCAUGAUGGGUGUCCUCGGGCUCGGCUUCUUGAUUAACUUCGUGUCGGGUCCGGUCUCGUCGGGGUUCACGUCGGCCGUGGCACUGAUGAUCGCUACGUCGCAGGUCAAGGACAUGUUCGCAAUUUCAGUCACCGGUGAAACCUUCCUCCAGCAGUGGAUCUCAAUAUUCCGAAACCUGCACGCUGCUGCACUGUGGGACCCCGUCCUCGGCUUCGCCUGCAUCGCCUUGCUCCUGCUCUUGAGGAAAAUUGGAAUGAUAAAGCUAGGUGGCAAUUCUGAAAACGGACCGAACACUCGACAGAAAGUGGUGACGAAGUGCUUGUGGCUGCUGGGGACCUGUCGGAACGCGAUCGUGGUGGUGGCCACCGGCGUGCUCGGCUACUGGUUCGUCGCCACCCACGGCUCCUCGCCCGUCCGCCUCAUGGGUGCGAUCCCGUCCGGCGUGCCCCACCCGCAGCUGCCGCCGUUCAGUUACGUGCGCGCCGACAACACGACCGCCGACUUCCUGGACAUGGUGUCGGAGCUGGGCUCGGGGCUGCUGGUCAUCCCGCUCAUCGUGCUGCUGGAGGACAUCGCCAUCUGCAAGGCGUUCUCUGAUGGGCGCACCAUCGACGCGACGCAGGAGAUGAUCGCGCUGGGCGUGGCCGGCAUCGCCAACUCGUUCGUGCAGGCGUACCCGGGCGGCGGCUCGCUGGCUCGCUCCGUCGUCUGCAACGGCUCCGGCGUCAAGACCACCUUCAACGGACUCUACACCGGAAUUAUGGUGAUCCUUGCCCUGCAGUUCUUCACGCAGUACUUUGAGUAUAUCCCGAAGGCCGCUCUCGCUGCCGUCAUCAUAACUGCGAUCCUGUUUAUGGUGGAAUACAACGUGAUCAAGCCCAUGUGGAGAGCUAAAAAACUGGAUCUCAUCCCGGGCGUGGGCACGUUCGUGCUGUGCCUGACGCUACCGAUCGAGCUGGGCAUCCUGACGGGCGUGAUCGUCAACAUCAUCUUCAUCCUGUACCACGCCGCUCGACCCAAGUUCUCGGUGGAGAUGUUGAAGACGGAGCAGGGCGUGGAGUACCUCAUGGUGACCCCGGACCGCUGCCUCAUGUUCCCCUCUGUGGACUACGUGCGGCGCCUGGUGACCAAGUUCGCGGGCAGCGGCUCCGUGCCCGUGGUGCUGGAGUGCACGCACAUCUACAGCGCGGACUACACCGCCGCCAAGAGCAUCGAGCAGCUCACCGCAGACUUCCACGCGCGACGGCAGCCGCUCUACUUCUACAACGUCAAGCCUUCCGUCUGCUCGAUCUUCGAGGCGGUCGCGAAGCCCGAGCACUUCGUGGUGUUCUACGAGGACGAGGAGCUGGACCGGCUGCUCGCGGCGGACGAGCGCCUGGCGCCCACCAAGCAGGCCCCUCUCGACGCCUGAGCGGACCGUCUAUACGUUACAUAUUUUCUGAAUCGAUUUAAUAUAGGAAUGUGAUAUUUAUUGGAGCAGGGGGUGGGGGCGCACGCGCGUUCAGAACGGUCGGCGCGCGUCUCGGCCCGUGAUACUCGUCCUACUUCAAAAUGGCGAUCUAUUUAUUUAUUGAUAGUUUACAAAGUACAAUUUAUUUAGCGUUAGUAUUAUCUGUACUAUAAGUUGCGAAGCUUUAAAGGGCCUAUAGAGGGGACGCGAGCGGUGGCGCUCCGGGCCGGCCCCGGCGGCUGUGGGCUCCGCUUCAUCUCACUCUGGUACUUAUCCAUUUUGUGAUCCUAAACUAGUAUAUUAAGUUUAAAAAAAAAUAUUUUUGAAUAAAUCACAAAAAUAGUAUAGAUUAUAAUAUAGUACUUAAACAUAAUGUGAUCUGUGUGCAUGUGAGUGCAUAUGUGUGUGUGCAUGUGUGCCUAGUUGAGUAGUGAAGAUGUCAGUCACAGUUCCAAGAACAAUAAUAUCUAAUAAACUCUUUGAGAGUAAAAA
This is a messenger RNA of Bombyx mandarina (wild silkworm), 2458 nucleotides long. RefSeq names its product Epidermal stripes and patches (gene Esp). NCBI's taxonomy places the organism in Eukaryota, Metazoa, Arthropoda, Insecta, Lepidoptera, Bombycidae. Gene Ontology annotation, cellular component: membrane. Gene Ontology annotation, biological process: transmembrane transport. The record is from RefSeq and is a predicted model, not a curated record.